AUGGAGACCAGGGCGCAGACGUACUUGGAUAGCCUCAUCGCCUCGCUGCGUGCCGCCGGGCGCACAGAGACAGCAGACGUAUUGGCACGCGCAAAAGAUGAGCUUCAGCGCUCGCAGUGGUGCGAGAUGACGGACUAUUUGCUGUUGGCCAUACGUGACCCGCUUGUGCUGGAGUCUGCCUAUGAUCUUCACGAAAACGUGCUCAAGGUGACGCGGAUGGAUAUGUCCCCCAUGGCGUAUGUGAAGCUGCUUCACUGUAUCUGCUUCAGCCCCAAUAGCACCUUCGAAAAGGCACUCGACCUGAUCGAAGGCGCUGCUCUCUCGCUUGCAGCGAACUCCUCAGAGCAGGGUGAGAAUGCAGCGAGCUGCAUUCGUGCUUUACUACUAUUGGAUAGGAACAAUAACGGUAAAUCGUCGAACGCUGGAGCCUCUGCCCAUCAGGCACGCUGCAUCCUUGACGCGGUGGAGAGCUUCAUCCACACGAAACAGAUGCAUGAGGUGGAGCCUGUUUUAGCCGCAUUGCACUGUCAGGCACGUGGAAAGGACUACGAGAUUCGCCAGCAGUACACGAAGUUUUACCAGAACGCGUUUGAAACUGUAAAGAGUGCGGAGCGGGCGGAGAUGCCGAUCAUAGAGAGCGACAUGAUGGAACUUGUCAAUACCACUGCCAUCGCCGCGCUGCUCUCGGAGGAGACGUACAACUUUGGCAAGCUCCUAAAUGACAGCCACUUCACGGAGCGGCUGGCGAACUCGAAGAGGCAUGCGUGGAUACUCGAGUGGCUUCGUCUCUGCAAUGACGGCAAGGUGGAGGCGUUUGAGCAGUACGCUGCCGCCCACAAGGCGCAGAUUGAGGCCUACCCUGCCUUGUCCGAGGCCCUCCCGUCGAUCAUGCGUAAGGUGCGGCUGAUGGCGCUCCUGCACCUCGUGUUCUACACACCGUUCAACGAGCGCACCUUCACCUUCGAUGUGAUAGCGCGGCGCUGUGCGGUGGCGGAAGACCGUGUGGAGCCGCUGCUGCUGGCGGCCCUCGCGCAGGGUGUUGUCAUGGGCAAGAUUGAUGGCCUCACGAACGAGGUGCACAUCACGUGGGUGGAGCCGCGUGUGCUGAGCCUGCAGGAGGUUAAGGAACUUGCGGUACACGUGUCGCGGUGGAAGGAGAAGGUACUGGGCCUCUCGCAGUACGUAGCGAAAAUCGCCCAGGAGACACCUAACUAG
Messenger RNA from Trypanosoma grayi, 1215 nucleotides. RefSeq names its product proteasome regulatory non-ATPase subunit. Gene Ontology annotation, cellular component: nucleus; cytosol; proteasome regulatory particle, lid subcomplex. The record is from RefSeq and is a predicted model, not a curated record. The transcript has a single exon. Gene Ontology annotation, biological process: ubiquitin-dependent protein catabolic process. NCBI's taxonomy places the organism in Eukaryota, Euglenozoa, Kinetoplastea, Trypanosomatida, Trypanosomatidae. Gene Ontology annotation, molecular function: structural molecule activity. The coding region runs from base 1 to 1215 and encodes 404 amino acids.